Molecule: messenger RNA, 1536 nt
Organism: Aspergillus ibericus CBS 121593
Lineage: Eukaryota; Fungi; Ascomycota; Eurotiomycetes; Eurotiales; Aspergillaceae
Product: MFS transporter
Exons: 2
Coding region: 1-1536 (511 amino acids)
Biological process (GO): transmembrane transport
Molecular function (GO): transmembrane transporter activity
Source: RefSeq, a predicted model, not a curated record
AUGGCCGAUCAACACCCAAACACCAGCGAUCCCGACCUGGAGAAAGAGGCGAGACAGGAUGGCACACCCAAGCUGGAAUUGUUCUCAGUCUUCACCGUCAAUCAGAAAAGGGCCAUGGUGGCCACGGGCUCACUGGCGAGUUUCUUUUCCCCGCUGUCCUCGAGUAUCUACUUCCCCGCGCUGGACACCAUAGCGGGGGCGCUCAACGUUUCAACUUCGCACAUCGAUUUGACGGUCACAACCUACCUGAUUAUGCAGGGCGUGGCGCCGACGUUAAUCGCAGGAUUCUCAGACACCGCCGGGAGACGACCAGCGUACAUCAUCUGCUUCACCAUCUACCUCGCUGCCAACCUCGGCCUAGGACUACAAAACAACUACGGUGCUCUUCUUGGCUUGCGAUGUCUUCAGAGCGCGGGGAGCAGUGGCACCGUGGCGUUGGCAAAUGGGCUGGUGGGAGACCUGGUCACAUCGGCGGAACGUGGGAGUUACAUCGCAUACGCCUCUCUGGGGAGCAUGCUGGGUCCUUCUUUGUCCCCGAUCAUCGGUGGCUUGCUCAGCCAGUACCUGAAUUGGCAUUGGCUGUUCUGGUUUCUCCUCAUCUACUCUGGUGCCUUUUUCAUACCUUUGUUACUCUUCCUUCCGGAGACCUGCCGCAAGGUCGUCGCCGAUGGAUCUGUUCCUCCUCCCGUAUUGAACCAGUCUGUGAGCGACGUGAUCCGACAUCGAAACCGAAAGGCCAAAGGGAUUACCGUGGAGGAAAGCAAAAUAGCCGAGGUGCGCAAGAAUUAUGCUUUCCGGAUACCGUCGCCCAUGCCCACGCUGAGGGUGGUCGUCGACAUAGAAACCGGCAUCAUUCUUCUCGCAACCGGCCUGACGUUCGCUUGCUUCUAUGCGGUUAUGACAGGUGCCACCACCUCCUUCCAUAAUGUCUAUCAUCUAAACAACAUCGAGACCGGGUUGAUGUACAUCCCCAUCGGUGCGGGGGGGAUCGUAUCGGCGUUCACAACCGGCCGUCUGAUGGACUGGAACUAUCGUCGACACGCAGCCCGGGUUGGCAUGCCGGUCAUCCGGAACGUGCGACAGGACCUAACGAAUUUCAACAUCGAGAGGGUGCGGCUAGAAAUUGGUCUGCCUCUGUACUAUAUGUGUCUGGCGUCGAUGAUUGCCUACGGUUGGGUUCUCGGUCACAAGGUCAAUCUGGCAGCUCCAAUCAUUUUACUGUUUAUUUCCGGGUGGUGUCUUAACGGGACCUCACAAGUCCUGAGUGCAAUGAUGGUUGACCUGUGGCCGGGACGGUCGGCAGCGGCCACGGCAGCCAGCAAUCUAUUCCGAUGUGAACUCGGCGCUGCGGCUUCGGCGGCCAUCACACCCAUGAGUGAGGCCAUGGGACAGGGCUGGGCGUACACGACCUUGGGGUUGAUUUCAGUGGCUGUGUCGCCGAGCUUGUGGGUGGUAAUGACGAGGGGGAUCGAAUGGCGACAGAAACGACUGCAGAGGGAACAGGAGGAGAUGGCUCGGGGGGCUCAGGGACAUUAG